AUCUACCGUUGUAUCUACCUUGGUAGCCAGACCACUUUCACCUUGGAGACUGUCUCCCCAUAAGUUCCUAUGCUUUUCUCCCUCCAUCAUGAAAGAGCCAUCUCAAUCAACCUUCAUACUCAAUUCUCACCUCAACCAUCCUCCAUAAACCGACCAUCCAAACCAACCAACUCUUAAACACAAAUAGCCACAAACCUCCACCACCUCCUAGAUAUCACUAGAAGAUGUGCGGCCCCACCCGCCCCAGCACCGGCAACCUCAUCGCCAUCAUCUUCCCCUCCCCCGAAAAGUCCUCCUCGUCCUCCUCCUACUCCCUGACCUUCAGCCACGACACUCGCACUCCCGAUGGCCCGACGAGGGCGAUCUUCCGAUUCCGCGAUCCCAGGGUCCGGGAUAUCUUUGCCGCUGCCCGGGGGGUGGACUUGCGGAUCGAGAAAUAUGGGGAUUUGACUGCCUCUACGGGUGGGAAUUGUGAGCCGCCGUUGCAUUGGUUUCGGGUUGGGCUUGGUGGAAUUCAGUCAUCGCAGGAGCAGCAGCAGCAGCAGCAGCAGCAGCAGCAGGUGAUUGAGGUGGUGUUGCCGGAGAGGUUGGAACUCGGGGUCUCGGGGACGGGGAUCGUUGGGCGCGAGGUGAGGGUGGCGGUGGAUGGGGUGGAUGCCAUGGUUGAGAUGGGAAGGGGGGUCGUUGGGUUUGAUUAAGCUGUAUAGAGUAUUUCAAUGUUUAUGUUUAGAUGCCUGGGAGUCUGGAGUACUAUGGAGUUACGGGUGGGGGUUUCGGUUCGUUAAGUUACCAUACCGCUGGCUGGAAAGUUACUAUAUUAGAUGAUAACCUGGAUUGACGUCAAUCACUUGCUUGUCGUAAGACCUCAACAACUAUAUGUAAUAUUACAACUUCAACAAAGCAGCUCCAUCCACCCCCUUGGUGUACCUCUCCUCCGCCUCCACCCAAUUAAUCACCUUCCAAAUCUGCUCCACAUACCCCGCCUUGUUGUUCAGAUACUACACCAUGCGUAAGCCUUCAAUCCAUCCACAAGACGAAAAACAUACCUGAAGAUAAUAAGCAUGCUCCCACAUAUCCACACCCAGAAUCGGCACCUUCCCUCCAACCACCGGAUCCUGGUCCUUGGUG
Messenger RNA from Aspergillus aculeatus ATCC 16872, 1128 nucleotides. RefSeq lists its product as uncharacterized. The record is from RefSeq and is a predicted model, not a curated record. Lineage: Eukaryota; Fungi; Ascomycota; Eurotiomycetes; Eurotiales; Aspergillaceae. The transcript is spliced from 2 exons. The annotation marks the transcript as partial.